Molecule: messenger RNA, 540 nt
Organism: Diachasmimorpha longicaudata
Lineage: Eukaryota; Metazoa; Arthropoda; Insecta; Hymenoptera; Braconidae
Exons: 1
Coding region: 1-540 (179 amino acids)
Source: RefSeq, a predicted model, not a curated record
AUGAUGCUAAUUGAAAUACUUGCGCAAGAGUGCGGAGCGCUAUACCGGUGGAAGGGGACAGGUGGAUCGCAGGUGACGGUGAGAAAAUCCGCAACGAGUCGAGAGGACACGCUCGACGCGGAGGACGUGAGUCGCAGGGGCAUGGAGGAAUGCCAGAGGAAAUGGAACACCCCGACGAAACAGAGGUGGACCUAUCGCCUGAUCCCGGAGAUGAGCGCCUGGGUACACCGGCAGCAUGGCGAGGUAAACUACUACCUCACGCAAUUGCUGUCGGGAGAUGGGUGCUUCAGGGAAUCCCUGCAUCGAUUUGACUAUGAGGAUUCUCCAGACUGCCCUGCCUGCCCAGGCGCAGUGCAAGAUGCAGAGCACAUCUUCUUCGUUUGCCCGCGGUUUGUAACCAACCUUCCAAUGGCUGCCUGGGAGGCAGCUAGCAACUUCGCGGCGGAAGUGAUGACGGAUCUGAGGAGGGAAGAGCGGCUUUGGAGAGAGUUUACCUAUCAGGAGGAGGAGGAGGAGCAGGAUCCACUGGAGAGACGCUGA